Gadus chalcogrammus (walleye pollock) is the source of this 5405-nucleotide messenger RNA. It is a transcript of the gene foxn2a, whose product is annotated as forkhead box N2a. The coding region runs from base 171 to 1523 and encodes 450 amino acids. Gene Ontology annotation, cellular component: nucleus. The record is from RefSeq and is a predicted model, not a curated record. Gene Ontology annotation, molecular function: DNA-binding transcription factor activity; cis-regulatory region sequence-specific DNA binding. NCBI's taxonomy places the organism in Eukaryota, Metazoa, Chordata, Actinopteri, Gadiformes, Gadidae. Gene Ontology annotation, biological process: regulation of DNA-templated transcription. The transcript has 6 exons.
UGGUAGCGUUGCUGUGCGCGCUGUGAUCUGCGCGCUGCGUGCAUGGAGGAAGCAGCUGCUGAUCUGAUCUCUGACAUUGUGCGAGACAGACAUCUCAAUAGCCCGCACUCACUUUUGUUUUUCGCGCUACCGCUUCACGAAAAAGUGCGCUUCAUCGACUCCCUGGGUUAAUGGGUCCAAUUAUCGGGAUGUCCCCAGAUAAGAAAGCGGAGUUCCCGGGCAUGCAGGAGCAGCGGACGGGGCUCCGGGGCGCCUGCGGGGCGGGGACCCUGCCCGAGGCGGAGUGCGCCUCCAGCCCGCUGGCCACCAGCGUGGACUGCAGGGGGGGCUCCGAGGACGAGGAGCUGACCAACCUCAACUGGCUCCACGAGAACCUGCUCCAGAACUUCACCCUGGGGGGCCCCGAGGCGCUGACCAGCGCCAGCCCGCUCUUGGACAUCGAGGGCGACCACGGUGCCAGCCAGGGGCCUUCCUCUUCCUCUCACUCUUCAGCGCACGGCAAAGGCAGAGAAAGGGACUCGCUCAAGUCAAAGCCCCCUUUCUCCUUCUCCCUCCUCAUCUACAUGGCCAUAGAGCAGUCCCCCAGGAAGUCCCUGCCGGUCAAAGAGAUCUAUGGCUGGAUCCUGGAGCACUUCCCUUACUUCUCCAACGCCCCCACGGGAUGGAAGAACUCUGUCCGCCACAACCUCUCCCUGAACAAAUGCUUCCGCAAGGUCGAAAGGAGUUUGGGCAAGGCCAACGGAAAGGGCUCUCUGUGGUGCGUCGAUCCCGAGUACCGGCCCAACCUGAUCCAAGCUCUUAGGAAGCAGCACUUCCCCACCGCCGAUGCCUUCUGCACGCCCCCUGCCUCCCCGCCCAGUGCCUCUUCACCACCUCGACAUCUCUUCCUCCAAGGCUGCUCAUUUAAAGAGUCUGACAUUGAUGCUGCCACUGCCAUGAUGCUCUUAAACUCGGCCCCAGGGCACCACGACGACCCAUGCGACUCGGACACCCCUCUGGACCUCUCGCGGCCCGACUCUGUCCUGGUGAGCAGCGACCCCAAGCAGGACCACAACUACAGCAGCAGCGGCAGCGUGGGGCUGCCGCGCUGCUCCUCCCGCUCCUCCUCCUCCUCCCUGUCCUCGGUGGACGAGGGGGUCCCCCAGCGGGGCCCCCAGCGGGGCCAGAGCCACCGGCGGCGCCGGGCGGGCAGCGAGGGCUUCCACAGCGACGAGGACUCGGACCUCUGGGAGGAGCGGGGGGGGCGCUCCCGCCCGUCGGCCCCGGCCCGCCGCGCUCCCUCUUCCUCCUCCUCCUCCUCCUCGUCCUCGUCCUCCGCUUCCUCCAACGCCGCCUCCUCGGGCUCCAACGGCUCCUCCGGCGCCGGCAAGCGGCCCGCGGGGAAGCGGGCGCGGCGGGAGGUGAAGCUGGAGCUUGACGAGGAGCUGAAGGAGGCGGCCGGCUCUCUGCUCCACCUGGCGGGCAUCCGCAGCUGCACAGAGGCCUCCAAGCGCGGCAAGAGCAAAAAGCUCGGCAGGAAAUGAAAAUAGCGGGUGUUUGAGGGGCUUUUUCUCGUUUUUUUUUGUUUUUUUUAUUUUUUGCUUUACUCCUUUUUCUUCCUUAUCAGACUCCUGACCCUUUGAACCAUGACCCCUGACCCCCGAUCGUGUGCUCCGGUGUGCCUCCUUCUCCUUAUCCGAUCGCCAUUUUGAGCCUUUUUUGUUGUUGUUGUCGUCGUCGUCGUUGUCGCCGUCGUCCGAGAUAGCCCUGUCCUCCAAAAAACAAAAAAAACAAAUGGCAAUAGUAUCGUUCACAGAGGAGAACAAAGCCAUAUAGAGACUUGUGUGACUCAAGGUGGAGGAUCUUCUAGGUUGGGGACCUGGGCUACGGAGAAAACAUCACCGACGCCUGUCCGAAAUGACCUGCCUGCUUCGGUUGGAUUGGAUGACGUGAAUGGAAGGAUUUCUCUGGAAAAACAAGACAACAGAACGGGGGGGAAGGCUAAAGGUUCCCCAGCUCAAAGCGUUGCAUGCUUCCUCCUUGAAACCUGUAUCCUCUUGGAAGUGGACAUAUUUAUGAAGCGAAUGAGUGCAUGUUUGUAACAGACACAAUCUAACCUCCUGGUGUGGCCAUUUGAUUUAGUUUUUUUUCCUUUUGUGCUGAAGAGACAUGCUACCAUUGGAAAGGCAUUCUUGAUCUACAAGUCUUUUACGAGAGAUGCAAUAAUUAAUCCAUAACCUUAACUUUUUCCUUUUUAACCUUUUAUUUAUUGGUGCCAUUUGUGUAUACACUGGUUUGACUCCAGAGAGUAGUAUUAUAGUCGUACCCACAAUCCUGGACGUAUUCCACGUAAGAAACCAAGCAAGAUAUAGUAUAAAACCUACCACUGCCAAACUCUGUUGCCCAGUCGUUCAAACUCCCAGGCUAUGAAUUUGUGAGGUAAUCCUAGCUUCAUGAGAAAGGAAGCUAUUGUACGAAUUCUAUAGCAUGAAUUUUCAAUGCGUCAAUGCAUUUUUCUUUUAUGUUUGUCUUUGCCUUUUGUGAAGAACUCCAAACAUUGCUUGUAUAAUUUUUAUAUGAUCUCUCAUCCUAUGCAAGGCGAGAAGCGCGCGCGCGCACACACACACACACACACACACACACACACACACACACACACACACACACACACACACACACACACACACACACACACACACUGCUAGCAUAGGUAAUUGUUGAGGUGUUUAAACUGUACCUCACAUACACUGGUGUGACAGAGUGUACAUUGAGUUCUGGGCCAUGGCGGUUGGCUUGACACGAGUGAUUGAAAUUGACCCAGGUCUCAAGUCAGACAUGUUAUGCUGAACAACCGGUUGAUCACACUGGAGCACAGCUGUCUUAAGGGCACAUUGAAUUCCCUCUCGUGCUCAGUGCAUUCACAGAAUUAAGGGAUGCACAAAGAACCAUGCACAAAAAUGAGCAGAGCUAUUGUCCCGUUUCGCCCAAUAAUAAGAAUCGACUAAACGCUAUGCCGCAAAAUGCCCUGUUCAACCCUGAACUGGAACACACAGGCCUAUUAUGUCGGUCUAUCUUCUAGGUGUGGGGCGGGGAGUGUUACUGUCUCGUGAGAGAGUAGGUGGGGAGGGAUUGUAGGAAAGCCAGAAGUCGGACCGUGGAGAGCGGGAGCGUGGUGCAGGGAGGGGGGGAGCCAUGUGAUGCACGGCUCGCUGGGAACUGGGACGUGUGGCGCGAUGUCGCUUCCGGGAGCCGUCGUGACUCACUGUGGCAGCCUCGGACUGGCCCCCCUCUCUCUCGUUCUCGCUCUCGCUCUCGCUCUCGCUCUCGCUCUCUCUCUCACACUCUCUCCUAUGAUUUCCGCCCAGAACAAAAAGAGGAAGCGAUCAAGCUUCUCUUUGCUCUACUUGUGAAAUGGGAUGUUCAUUGUGCUGCCUGGGCCGCACUGUUUCAGUGAGCGGAAGUCACAGGAGACCCUCUGGGACAGGGGCCGCGAUCGGUAUUUGAGCUUUUCAUAAAAGGUUGAGUAUGUGUGAAAUGGGAGAUAGAACUGAAACAUAAGCACACACACCCCGCGACAAAGUGUUAGGUUUCACCGUGGCUUCAUUACAAAAGAAUAUGGAAAACACAAUUUGUCUCUGAUAGUAAAUGAUUAGGCUAGUAGACCCACCGCGACAUUAGCAUGGUUUGCAUGUCCAGUGCCAAAUUUGUUUAUUUCUAUUUAAUUUCUUGUGCCACUGUUGGGAGAGUGAAAAAGGCCAUGAACUCAUAUUUUCCCAGAGCUUUUUGGACUCGUCGUAACAAGUGCACUGUUUUCUAGAAUCAGGAAUUUGGAAAAGACUCUGAAUAAUAAUAAAGGAUUAUUUUAUUAGGUUUUAUUAUUUUAUUUUGCCUCGGACCGGGAACUGCUCUUUGAGAUACUCAGCGGUUCUCUAAAACCACAAAUAAGCGUACACUGGUCUUAUUUAGCUGUGAAAGAAAGAUCAAAUUGUUAAUUGUUCAACUUAUUUAUAUGAUUAAUUUAUGGGAUUUUUGAGUGACUUCUUUGUUAAAAUUAUAGUUUUCUUGAAUUAAAUGCCUUCUCGCUAGUGGGCACUUAUAUAUUUUUUCCUCUGGAAUUAUCUGAUAGUUGAUUUUCCUGUUGUUUUUCUUUAAGUGAUAAUAGUUCUGCCAAUGUCUCUCUUUCGCGCAGGUGUUUUUGUUUUACCCUUAACUGCCAGGUAUUUUUAUUUUUCUUCUUCAUUUUACUUUGUUAAAUUUGACUGGACCGAUGACUGCCAAUUAAUGCAUUGUUCCGGAAUUAUUUUGUUGCCAAAAGUAAUGUACAUUGAAAAGCAAAGACGUAAACCAUCCCCAAGGAAGAGCUCCCUUCGAUGCUAUGCCAUGACUUCACAGGCCUUCAGCUGGUGUUUGAUUCAUAUUCAGAUAUUGGGGACAUGGUUGUCAAACAUUAUUAUGUACGUAUGAAGCAUUGCCAUUACUCAAAUAAUUUAGCAUGUACUGCCAUCUGUUAAAGAUGUGUUAAAGUGUGGCUCAUUGGCUCAAAUGUGUUUAGAACCUUUUUUCUAAAGUCUGCAAAAAAAAGACCAAUUGCGUUCCCCAGGCAACUGCUGUGUAGUUGAUCAUCCCACCAAAGUUGGGAGAGAUGGUUGGGGAAAGUGUAGAGGGGUUACAAGGGGGUAAAUCAUACGUGUUGUUUUUGUAGCAACGGAUGGGUUCUGACGGUGUCCAUGUGAUGUUGAUUCUGAACCGGUGAAUGACCGAAUGAUGUCCUGGAAACAUGGAACGAGUCAAAAGCGGCCAUUGUUUCACUGCUUAAAAUCUGUUAAUGAUUAUGUGACCUUUUUAUUUUUUUUUGUUUGUAUGAAUUACCAUGGUAAUGAUGAGCCUUUUGUUGUCCCUCAUUUGACUAAGUAAUGCUGCCAACCCAGUAUCAGUUUGUGUCAAGUUGUCUGCCAUGUCUGUUGGACAGGUACACCUUUUGGUUUUGUAUGCUAACCUCUGUUCAUAAAAAUGUUUAUAAGAUUUAUUUUCGCCAAAGAUAUGCAAUUGCAUUAUAUAUGGUAUUACAAAAAUAAUAAAAACAUUUUCUUGUUUUAUCUCUUUGUAUUAUUUUAAAUCUUUUGUCUUGGAUACAACUUCAUCACAUAAUACCAAUAAUUAAGAUGUUUCACAUUCCCAAACGCAGAUAAUUGAAUACCAACGCCUUGUUUGCUCUUAACCCAAAGUGUUCAAUGUUGCCACCUGCUGUAGUGUAUCAGUCACACCAUUUAAAAUGAAAAACAAAAGCCCCUUUUUAUUUUUACUUGAGACUGCAAUGUCAAAGCUUGCACAUUUGUGUGUGUGUGCGUGCAUACAUGCAUGCGUGCACCCAACCGGGCCAGCAGUCCUGGGCCCUGUAAACAGGCCAGGCUCAAACCCCUCUCCAC